Molecule: messenger RNA, 2335 nt
Organism: Enhydra lutris kenyoni (northern sea otter)
Lineage: Eukaryota; Metazoa; Chordata; Mammalia; Carnivora; Mustelidae
Product: pleckstrin homology domain containing S1
Exons: 13
Coding region: 107-1516 (469 amino acids)
Source: RefSeq, a predicted model, not a curated record
AGUGCUCAGAGCGAACAGUGAUAUGGUCAGGAGACCGACGGAUGGGGCAUUCUGCUGAGAACUGAACCAGCGACCCCCCGGCUACUAAGGAGAACAGACAGCCAUCAUGGAACCCAGACCUCAGAAGAGUCCAGGCAAACCAUUGGCAUUUUAUUAUGAAAAUGAAGUCUGCAAACAAGAUUAUUUUAUUAAAUCCCCACCUCCUCAGCUUUUCUUCUCUGCUUCUUCUUGGAAAAGGCGGUUUUUCAUUCUUUCCAAGAGUGGGGAAAGGAGCCUUCGUCUUUCCUAUUACAAAGACCAACAUCGCCGAGGGUCCAUUGAAAUCGACCGGAAUUCCAGUGUAGAAGUUGGCAUACAUGGCCAGGAAAAAAUGCAAUCUGUACAGAAGAUGUUUAAAUGUCUCCCUGAUGAGGUGAUGUCCAUACGAACUACUAACAGGGAAUACUUCCUCAUUGGCCAGGACAGGGAGAAGAUUAAAGACUGGGUCUCCUUCGUGUCAUCAUUCUGCCUCGGGGGAGAGACAGCACGCCACAGCCCACAGGAGAAAUUCUCACUGGGCGGUAAAAGGCCCUCUUCAGACCCCAGCCCUCUCCUUGGUCCUUCCAGCACAUCAGAAGCGGUCGGCCCCACCACACCAAGAAACAGUCUUCCAGACAUGCAUUUAAUGGAAAAAAAUUCUCCAGGACUCAGACAAGCCCAUUUACUACAUGAUUUCUUGUCAGAGACUACAGAAGAUACAGAAGAAGAGAGUUAUUAUGUUAGUCCUAAAAGCAUUCUUUUAGAGUUGAAUACUUUCGUCGCUUCCGAUGACUCUGGUGAAUCUGCCGAGGCUGACAGUCUAGACCAGUUCUCCGAGACAACUGAGAAUCACUACAUGUCAAUGAAAUCCUAUGUUUUCAGAGAGAUGUCCCACGAGACUGCUGAUAGCAACAAGGAAUCCCAGGCCCUUCCAGAGAUCCAGAACGGGGGACUUCACUUACAAGAACAAGACUCACAAAGUGACUCUUGUCUUCCACCUGCCAAUAUGGAAGCACAGACCGUGAAUGACAAAAAGGGGUUGGCCUCGCUUACUGUUGUGCAAUUAUCUAUUCUAAUCAAUAACAUCCCUGAUGAAGGCCAAGUGGAGCAACUAAAUGUGUUCCUUUCUCCUUCCGACAUCAUCAAUUAUCUCACUCUCACAGAAGCCGCAGGUCAGAUAUGUGUGGCUCAGUGGCAAGGCCCCGCACGCCUGGGAUGCUUAUUUUUUCACGGAGAUCAUCUUUUGGCCGUGAACGACCUGAAGCCCCAUGGCCUGGACGAGGCCUCCUUGUUUCUCAGCCGGUCUGUCCAGAAGGAGAAAAUAAAACUCACCAUCGGCCGGAUCCCAAAUUCAGAGAAAUUUCAUGCUGUCUCCUGCAUGUGCUCCUUAAAAAAUGAGCGUGUUGUACCUUGUCAACUGGGUAAGUCUGGACCUGGGAAGACACUGAAGAGGAGUCCGGCCAUUAGAAAGGGUCAGUGCAAAGGAAGUGGAGAGUAACAAGCCAAGACCCGCAGAGGAGCAAAGAGGGUCCCUGGACUCUGCAGGGGCUCUGCCCCCUCACCGCUGUGUGAGACGAGGUGAGUUAACACAGCUCUCUGAUUUUCGGCAUCUACAUCUUAACGGCGGGGAUAACUCCCCUCUCUGGCUAUUUGCAUCCGGGAUGUUGAGAGGGCCAAGGGUGGUAAUGACUGUGGAACACAGAGGAAAUGGAAGGCCUCAAUAUCUCAGACUUUGUCCCACACACCACUGAGAUUGGGUAAGUCCCUCAUGUAAGAUGAACACGGUGUGUUCUGUGAGGCGGUACCCCACGUAAUCCCUUCUCUGUUGGGAACAUACGGUGGGAAAUGCUCAUUCCAGGAACGCAAGGUUCCAGAGAGAUGUGAUAUCAUAUCAGUUCUCCCAAACACCUCCUGCUCCUUGUCAUGCCCUUGGUCCAAAAUGCCUGGCAGAGUCGCCUCUUGGACUCAAUAAUUAUCUUGUUUUCUUAAAGACCCAGUAACUAUUCUAGAAGUCAAAGCAGUUUCAGGUCAUAUACAGUAAAGAUCUGUUUUCUCUACAAGGAAUUAAGGCAAUGACUUAACACUUCUGAACUUGAAAGGUUUUAACUAAUUGAUACAGUAAUUGAUCCUACAGGCCAAAAACAUCAAGUCUUUUUUCAUAAACAGGAAAACGGAGGCAGAGAGUGAAAGGACUAAUCAAAUCUGGGAACGUUAGAGCAUAAGGAGGCUUCAGGAAAUAUGUCUUACCACGUUGUCAUUUUGUGCCGGAAGACAUCAAGGCCCCAAACGUUUAAUACAAACAAAACAGAAACAGGCU